Messenger RNA from Oxyura jamaicensis (ruddy duck), 2472 nucleotides. RefSeq lists its product as uncharacterized. Gene Ontology annotation, molecular function: protein tyrosine/serine/threonine phosphatase activity. The transcript is spliced from 6 exons. Gene Ontology annotation, biological process: protein dephosphorylation. Gene Ontology annotation, cellular component: cytoplasm. The record is from RefSeq and is a predicted model, not a curated record. Bases 494 to 1795 code for a protein of 433 amino acids. Lineage: Eukaryota; Metazoa; Chordata; Aves; Anseriformes; Anatidae.
GCGGCUCUGGGGGAGGUUUUGGGGUAACUGGGGACCCCAGGAGCGAGCACCCAGCUGGGCAGGCUCCGUGCUGCCCCAGGUGAGCCUCGGGGAGGUGUAGAGCCACCAGCUGAGGUGUUUGCUCAAGAGGGAAAGGUGACUGGGUGGGGAUAGUAUCCACCCAGCUCUGGCUUUUAAUGCCCUGCCAGGGCUGCUUUCUAGCUCUGGUGUUGCUCUCCCUUCUCCUUGCAUCCCCACCAGCACGUCCCCACGGCCUGUUGUCCCCCUGCCCGCCCUGUGUCUCCUGUCCAAGCGAUGCUCCUUGGAGGGCUGAGCGUGGAUAUGAGCCUCAGGAGGAGGCUGCCCUGCUGGAAGGCGCAGUGGGGAGCGCUGUUGGGUGAGAGGGAAACCAGCCUCAGCUUGUGUCUGCGCUGGAUUCCCGUGUCUGCAUCUAGAGGGCAGGGCAGAGGGAAAGAAAGUUGAUAAAUAAAUAAAUAAAAAUGCUGAGAGCGGGAUGCUUCCCAAAACUACAUCUCCCAGGCUGCCCCGCUGCUGCUGCUCCCUGGGGUCGGAGACGGGGGUCCUGGCCCCACAGGCACUGGCAUUGUGCCCCUGCCCACGGCUUGGCAGCAUGGAGCCGCCGGAAAAGCAGCCCAAAGACUUUGUGGCUGUCGUGCUGGAGGGCAGAAAGUGCCCCCCGAAGAAGAAGGGUGUCACGGGCCGAAUCAUGGAGCACCUCCAGAGGACCUUGCAGAGGCCCAUCUCCUGGCGGCUGUCUUCUCCCGUGGCUUUCCCGCAGUGCUGCACAGGCUCUUGUCCAAACCUGAUGACGAGUAGCAGUGAGGCACGAGGAGAGAAGCCCGGGGAGGUGGUGUCUGCAGCCCCGCAACCUGUCAGGACAUCCCGGUCACCCCGCUGGUCACCGUCAGCAGGAAGGGAUGGCCCCAACAGCACAGCACGCUGGGGCUGGCGGAGUGGUCUGGGGGUCCAGGUGGAGGAGGCUGACAGCAGAGGACCAGCCCGCAGUGUGGGCUCCCUGGUGCUGGCAUCCCUUCCUUGUGCCCUCAGACACAGUCCCUCCCCUCCUUCUCUCCUGCCUUGUCCAUCACCCUCCCCUUCUGAGGCCAAGCUUGCCAGCCACUUCCCCUUCUUCUCCAUCCCUCUGCCCUGCACUGGCCGCAAGAAACCUCACAGAGAGAGCUGGAAGAAGAAGAACCCUCAUCCUGAAGAGCACCCCGGUCCUAACCCAGAGGAGCCUGCUUGUUUCUCCUUCGCAGGACCUGUCAUCGCCCGGAUAACUGACUGCAUCUACCUGGGGAACCUCAACGCCGCCUACAGCGGGCGGGUGCUGUGCACGAAUGGUAUCGACAGCAUCAUCGACGUGAGCUCCCUGCCCAGGGACCACAGCCUGAGCAUCAUCCCCUGCACCUGCGGCCGGGCAGGCUUCAGGCACAGCUGGCCGCGGCUCAGGGUUGACAUCAGGGCCUCCCUGCACAGGGGUCAUCAUGAUAUAGGGCAGCCCUGCUUCCUGGACAUCAACGAGUGCAUCGAAGCCUCAAUGGAGAAAGGGAAGCGUGUCCUCGUCCACUGCAGGGAUGGUUACUCUUUAGGUCCUACGUGUGUCAUCCAGUACCUGAUGGUCAAGCACAGCAUGGGACUGCUGGCAGCCUAUGGGUUUGUGAGGGCACGGUACCCGCUGAACAUCCAGGAGUGCCAUCAGGACCUGCUGGUGGCUUUGGAGAUGUCCCUGCAGCCUGGCACUGCCAGCUUGGCAUGCCUGAAGCACUCCUUGUCAAGGAAGAUGGCAUGGAGCUAAAUGGGACAUGGUGGCUGUGGCCAGCAGCCCCAAAGAAGAAGAGCCAAAAGGAAGAUAACCUGAACCCCAUCUCCUGGGGAAAGAGAAAACCGUAGCUGUGGGGUGUGUAGGACAGUGCUGGCACAGGAUGCAAAGGUGAUGGCUUUGCUUUGCAGCAGCUCCUAGAGGCUGGUGCUGGCAGACAGAGCUUGGGGAGUUCCUGGGGACACAGCGGAGGGAGAGGGGAUGUCCUGGGCAGGGUGGGAGCUGUGUGUCUUGGUCUGAUGUAAUCUGGGGAAAAAGCAGUCAGCCACCCCAUUCCUCGGUCAUCCUGCUGAGCUUUUACUAUGAACACUACUGCUGUUGGGCUGCUAGGUGUAUCUUAUGUUUUAUUAUUUUUUUUUUUCCCCUGACAAUAUCAUCCUUGGAAACAAGGCCUAAUGUCAGCUGGUUUCAUGCCGGACAAGUCAUUGCAUGGUCACUGCCCACUUGAUGCUGCCAGGGUGCUGAAGAGGAAACAAUGCAGCUCCUUGGGCCUGGGGACUUCUUGAACCCAUCACCCUCUGGUUUUGAUCUCUCCUCCAAGAGCUGCUGUCUGGUGGGCCAGCAGGGGCCAGGAUGGGUGUAGUUCUGUGGGGAGCUGAAGAAAAUGGCUGUGGACACUUUGGAAAGAGUAAUAAAGAGUUGGUUUAACUUCA